This is a messenger RNA of Nanorana parkeri, 1779 nucleotides long. Its product is annotated as extracellular calcium-sensing receptor-like. The transcript has 6 exons. NCBI's taxonomy places the organism in Eukaryota, Metazoa, Chordata, Amphibia, Anura, Dicroglossidae. Gene Ontology annotation, biological process: G protein-coupled receptor signaling pathway. The coding region runs from base 1 to 1779 and encodes 592 amino acids. Gene Ontology annotation, molecular function: G protein-coupled receptor activity. Gene Ontology annotation, cellular component: membrane. The record is from RefSeq and is a predicted model, not a curated record.
AUGUCUCACUUUAUUAAUGUACUCAGCUCGGAAACUCCCCAGUGGCAUCUGGAUGUGGCUGACCUAGAAGGAUUGAUACGGCCUGGAGAUGUGAUGAUUGGAAUUGUGUUGCCUUUUCAUCUGGAAAAUGAACUCCAGCGUAACACCUUCGCUAAGAGACCACGCAGGUCCACCUGCUCCAAUGGAUUCCUUUUUAUUGUGCAGGAACAUGUUAAAUACAAAUGGUUUAGUUCUAACUACUUCCAGCAGCUCCAAGUGAUGAUCUUUGCAAUAGAUGAAAUCACAAAGAAUUCUAUUCUUCCCAACAUCACUCUGGGCUUCCAGGUCUAUGACUCCUGUAUGGUGAUACAGCAAACUUUAGAAGCAGUAUUGCACUCGUUGACAGGAAACGGGAUGGUUGUUCCCAACUACCGAUGUCUUCUAGGUGCCCCCCUAAGUGCGGUCAUUGGUCACCCAGCUUCCACACACUCUAUACUCCUGGCUCAGGUUCUUGGGCUCCUCCGCUACCCGCAGCUUCUAAACUAUAUGAAGAAAGCGCGGUUAAAACUGACCGAUGAGAGAGAGCUUUACUUUGAUGAGAAUGGAGACCCUCCAGCUGUCUACGACAUUGUGAACUUGCAGCUGACUCCAGUGGGCACCAUACAACACGUCAAAAUUGGCAGUUAUGACACCACGGCAGAUUUUGGUCAAAUUUUUAGCGUAAACACAAGUAUUAUUCAGUGGGCCACCAGUGAUCAACAGGUCCCCCGGUCGGUCUGCAGUGAAAGCUGUCCAGUUGGAUUUCGGAAGGCUCCAAGAAAAGGACAACCUGUCUGUUGCUAUCAGUGUGUGCUUUGUCCUAAUGGAGAGAUCUCUAAUCAGUCAGGUUCUUUUGAUUGCAUCAAGUGUCCGUGGGAUCAUUGGCCAAAUGCUCAGAAAUCCAUGUGUCUUCCUAAAACCACUGAGUACCUAUCUUAUGACGAUCCACUAGGAGUAACAUUAGCAGUGACCACCAUUGUCUCUUCUCUGGUUCCUAGUGUCAUCCUGAGACUUUUUGUCCAGUAUAGGAAAAGCCCCAUAGUGAAAGCCAGCAAUUACAAUCUGAGCUGUCUUCUCCUCCUCUCCUCGUCUCUGUGUUUCUUUUCUUCUUUGACUUUUAUUGGACCUCCUCAAAGAGAGACAUGUCUCCUACGGCAAUCUGCAUUUGGCAUGGUUUUUACUCUAUGUGUGUCUUGUAUCUUGGCCAAAACCAUCAUGGUAGUCUUUGCCUUCAUGGCCACCAGACCUGGUAGCAAACUGAAGAUAUGGACCAGUCCUUGGGUUUCAUACUUAAUAAUACUUACCUGUACUCUUCUACAACUAACUUUGUGCAUCAUCUGGUUGGCAGUUGCCUCUCCAUUUCCAGAACUCAACACUACACCUGACACAAGAGUCAUGAGCUUUGAGUGCAAUGAAGGCUCAGCUAUCGCCUUCUGGGCUAUGUUGGGGUAUCUUAGUCUCUUAGCCUUCACUAGUUUCAUUGUGGCCUUUUUGGCUAGGAGGCUUCCUGACAGCUUCAACGAGGCCCAGUAUAUAACUUUCAGCAUGGUGGCCUUCCUCAGUGUCUGGAUCUCUUUCAUCCCGGCUUACCUUAGUGCUCAGGGCAAGUACACGGUGGCCAUGGAAAUUUUUGCCAUACUGUCUUCUAGUUGGGCAUUGCUGAUUUGUAUGUUUUUUCCUAAAUGUUUCAUCAUAUUGUUCAGACCAGAUAUGAAUUCCAGAGAAUAUCUCAUGAGGAAAGGCAAAACACCAUCUAACUGA